GAGAUGCAUUAAGAGCAAGGGGAGAUCGAAAGGAUGAUGAGUUUGCCAAAUCGCAUCAUCAGGGACGGACAGCGCCUUCGAAAUCCUUCAUUGUUUUUCUCCUCGGUUCAAUAAAUCGCCAAUGAGCGCUCGCCCGUGCCCAGCUGAGCUAUGAAACGGCUUCAUUCGUGGCUGCGAACCGUGAUCAGUGCACGUGCGGAGACAUUAACUGCAGAUCCCGCGACGAUCGACAACGCAACGAGAUCCUCUUCCGGUGCCGGGUAUCAUUCCAACAGUCGGGAUCCCGACUGUGAGUCGCUGGACGGUGAGCAGGCCCUUGCCAUCAUCCGCCGGAACCUGAAAUCGAGCGCGAUGGACACGGAAGGUACGCACUUCGAUGGCAGCUAUCCGCACGUUUUCGUCGUGUUUGGAGCAUCGGGUGAUUUGGCGAAGAAGAAGAUCUACCCUACGCUGUGGUGGUUGUUUCGCGAUAAUUUGGUACCGUCCGACACAAAGUUCAUUGGGUACGCUCGCAGCAAGCUCUCUGUGGCCGAACUGAAGGAGAAAUGCCGCCAAUACAUGAAGGUGAAGGAGGAUCAGGUGGAAAAGUUUGAGGAAUUUUGGUCACUAAACUUCUACGUCGCCGGAAGCUACGACGCGCGGCGUGACUUCGAGCUGCUCAACCAGGAAAUCAGCAAGUUUGAAGUGGGACGUGCCGCAAAUCGGCUGUUCUACCUGGCGCUGCCACCGUCCGUGUUCGAAUCGGUAACGGUUCACAUUCGCAACACGUGCAUGGGCGAAAAGGGCUGGAAUCGCAUCAUCGUCGAGAAACCGUUCGGUCGCGAUGCACACAGCUCGAACGUGCUGAGCGCUCACCUGGCGAAGUUGUUCAACGAGGAGCAGUUGUACCGCAUCGAUCACUAUCUCGGCAAGGAGAUGGUGCAGAACUUGAUGACAAUACGCUUCGGCAAUCAGAUAUUCAGCCCGACCUGGAACCGGGCGCACGUGGCCUCGGUGCUUAUCACGUUCAAGGAGCCGUUCGGGACGCAGGGCCGGGGUGGGUAUUUCGAUGACUUUGGCAUCAUCCGGGACGUGAUGCAGAACCACCUGCUGCAGAUCCUGUCGCUGGUGGCGAUGGAAAAGCCGGCCACGUGCCACCCGGACGACAUCCGCAACGAAAAGGUGAAAGUGCUGAAAAGCAUCAAGGAGCUGUCGAUCGACGACGUGGUGUUGGGUCAGUACGUCGGGAAUCCGGCCGGUCCGGAUGAGGACUCGCGGAUGGGCUAUCUAGACGAUCCGACGGUGCCGAAAGGCUCGGUAACGCCCACGUACGCGCUAGCCGUGCUGAAGAUCAACAACGAACGGUGGGAUGGCGUGCCGUUCAUACUGCGCUGUGGAAAGGCGCUCAACGAGCGUAAGGCGGAGGUCCGGAUCCAGUACCACGACGUACCGGGGGACAUCUUCGAUGGGAAACCGAAGCGAAACGAGCUGGUCAUUCGCGUGCAGCCGGGUGAGGCACUGUACGUGAAGAUGAUGACCAAAUCCCCCGGUAUUACGUUCGAUAUGGAGGAAACCGAGCUGGAUCUGACGUACGGCCAUCGCUAUAAGGACGUCGCGUUGCCGGAUGCGUACGAGCGGUUGAUACUGGAUGUGUUCUGCGGUUCGCAAAUGCAUUUCGUGCGAUCGGACGAGCUGAGUGAAGCGUGGCGCAUUUUUACACCACUGCUACACUACAUCGAGCGCGAGCGGCCGGAACCGAUCAAGUACAUUUACGGUUCUCGCGGGCCAAAGGAGGCGGACCGGAAGUGCGAUGAGAACAACUUCAAGUACUACGGCUCGUACAAGUGGCAUCAGAAGCAUUGAGAGCGCAGACGACUGCCUGUCGAUAGGGGCACAGGAGACGUUUUACAGGAUGUGUUUAUUGUCGAAUUUAAGACAUUAGCCUCGUAGAAGGAUAGUUAUUUAUUUAUACACGUGCACGUUAUACAUUCUUCUACUGUUGUAUCAUUCCUUGUGGUUGUUGAUAACAUUUUUUCGGAUGCUCGUUUACAAAAGCUAAGCAAUGCAUUUUUGGAUUAACAAUGUUUUUUUAUAAUAAAAGAU
Molecule: messenger RNA, 2082 nt
Organism: Anopheles nili
Lineage: Eukaryota; Metazoa; Arthropoda; Insecta; Diptera; Culicidae
Gene: Zw
Product: glucose-6-phosphate 1-dehydrogenase
Exons: 6
Coding region: 151-1842 (563 amino acids)
Biological process (GO): pentose-phosphate shunt, oxidative branch; glucose metabolic process
Cellular component (GO): cytosol
Molecular function (GO): glucose-6-phosphate dehydrogenase activity; NADP binding
Source: RefSeq, a predicted model, not a curated record